AUAGAUUAUCAAAUUUCUAUAAUUAAUCGAAAAAAUUAUAACACGUCGACGUGAUUUUGUUUUAUACUCCAGCAAGAAGGAUCCAUUGAAUGAGAAAGAAAGCAAGAAAGUUGAAAAGUGAGAAAACAUUGAAGCGACACGAAACUCAUUAAUUCUUUCCAAGAAAUAAAAAACAAUUCGAUUAUAGUAUAAGAAUAUGAAGAACCAAGGCGGUUAUGUGCCACCUGCUUACAUCCCAUUGGGGAUGUCAGAUUCAGAUGCAAUGAGUGUUUCUCUGGAAAAUGUUGAUAGUAGUAGCAAUGGAUCAAACCAAAUUCAACCUCAAUGGUCUUCUGGAAUUUGUGCUUGUUGCGAUGAUAUGCAGAGCUGUUGUAUAGGUUGUCUUUGUCCUUGCUUCCUCUUUGGGAAGAAUGCAGAAUUUCUGGGUUCCGGCACGUUCCUGGGAUCAUGUGUUACCCAUUUCAUAUUGUGGAGUCUGGUUAAUACAGCUUGCUGCUUAUUAACUGAUGGCUUGUUUUUGGGAUUACCUGGAUGCCUUGUUUCCUGUUAUGCUUGCGGCUACCGCAGGACCUUAAGGUCAAAGUAUAAUUUGCCGGAAGCACCGUGUGGGGAUUUUGUUACCCAUUUUUGCUGUCAUCUGUGUGCUAUUUGUCAAGAGUACCGUGAAAUACGGGAAAGAUUCGGGGAUCCUGAAGCUACAGAUAUGAAGCUGGCAGUAGUUACAGCUCCAUCAGUCCAGACAAUGCAAUCAGAUUCCAAGCAGUAAUGCCACAACUCUGCUCCCCCUAUCCCUUACACUAUAUGGUUUGAGGGUUGCAAACUUGGGUGAAGCAUGUGGUUCACUACGCACUACAACAACUACAAGUCAAUGUAGUUAUACUGCUGAUCAUCACAUUUUUUCACUUCUACUCUUCUAAUUAUCUUCGAGAAAAACUAGAAGAAUAUAAAAUACCCGGCUGUAAAUGAAAAUUUGGUAUGUUUAAUGCCUAGUUACAAGUUACCUCGUUAGGAACAUCUUUGCCACUUUAUUUUUCUCCAUCAAGACUAAUGAAACUACUCAUCACCGUGGCAUUACUUAAUUGUUCUUAUUGGAUCAUUCUAACUUGUAAUUUUACUUAGUGAUCUGCCACUUCUAGAGCAGGAGCUAUGUUUGUUAUUUAUUUUAAGCAUUUUCCAUUA
Molecule: messenger RNA, 1179 nt
Organism: Cicer arietinum (chickpea)
Lineage: Eukaryota; Viridiplantae; Streptophyta; Magnoliopsida; Fabales; Fabaceae
Product: protein PLANT CADMIUM RESISTANCE 10
Source: RefSeq, a predicted model, not a curated record